This is a messenger RNA of Aureococcus anophagefferens, 708 nucleotides long. RefSeq lists its product as hypothetical. Gene Ontology annotation, cellular component: nucleus. Gene Ontology annotation, molecular function: cyclin-dependent protein serine/threonine kinase regulator activity. Gene Ontology annotation, biological process: regulation of transcription by RNA polymerase II. NCBI's taxonomy places the organism in Eukaryota, Pelagophyceae, Pelagomonadales, Pelagomonadaceae. The annotation marks the transcript as partial. The record is from RefSeq and is a predicted model, not a curated record. The transcript has a single exon.
ACGCUGCUGCCGGCGGACAUGCUCGAGAACUCGCCGAGCAAGCGAGACGGCGUGUCCGCCGCCGACGAGUACGCGCAGCGCGUCUGGGGCUGCGAGCUCAUCCAGGAGGCGGGCAUCCUGCUCCGCCUGCCGCAGGUCGUCAUGUGCACGGGGCAGAACAUCUUCCAGCGCUUCUACUACCGCGUGUCCCUGAAGCGCUUCGACGCGUUCCUGAGCGCCAUGGGCUGCUUCUUCCUCGCCUGCAAGAUCGAGGAGAAGCCCAAGCGGCUCCGCGAGUGCCUCAUGGUCUUCCACUUCGUGUACCGCGUGCGGACCAAGUCGUCGGCGACGCUCGAGCUCGGCGGCGUCCGCUACAACGGCUGGAAGCACGAGCUCGUCAAGGUCGAGCGCCACAUCCUCAAGGAGCUGGGCUUCUCGUUCUACAUCAUCGACCACAGUCACAAGUUCAUCCUCUUCUACGUGAAGCUCCUCGACUGCGACGGCGAGCUCGCGCAGGAGGCGUGGUCCUACCUCAACGACUGCCUCCGGACGGACGCGGCGCUGCGCUACCGGUCCGAGGUGCUCGCCUGCGCGGCGAUCUACAUGGCCGCGCGGCGGCUCCAGCACAAGCUCCCCGACGACCCGGCGGCGCCGUGGUGGGAGGUCUUCCGGGUAGGCAAGGCCGACCUCGACGCCGUCGUCGCCGCCGUCCUCGCGCUCUACGUGCGG